This is a messenger RNA of Lolium perenne, 707 nucleotides long. RefSeq lists its product as uncharacterized. Lineage: Eukaryota; Viridiplantae; Streptophyta; Magnoliopsida; Poales; Poaceae. The record is from RefSeq and is a predicted model, not a curated record.
AGGCCACACUAGUUGAGGAGGAGGAGGAGAUGGCCGGGAAGGGGGCGGCGGCGGCGGCGACGGCGGCGAAGUGGGCGGAGGGGUACCCGUGGAAGGAGAAGCUGGCCAAGUACAAGGGGGAGCUGAGCAAGGGCGUGUGGGGGUACUGGGAGCUGGGCGCGUGGAAGCCGCUGGGCAUCAGCGGCCGCCAGCGCGCGCGGCUCCGCAAGGAGGUGCUCCUCGCCGGCGAGGACUGGACCUACGACGCCCCCCGCGGCGAGAUGCGCACCAAGCGCAAGGGCCACAAGGUCGACCGCAUCGCCGCCGAGAAGCGUGCCAACACUCUUGAGCUGAUGAAGAAGAUGCCCCAGAUGCUCCUCGACUACAAGAAACGUAGAUGGGAUAAAAAGAUGAAAGAGGAGGAAGCGGCCGCGGCGAAGGCAACAUAGGGGAACAGCAUGCCUACCGUUUUGUUGUUGCAAGGGGGGAGGAACUGGAAUUUUGGAGAAAUAGCCUGCAAACGCUGAAAGUAGCCUCCCUUUUUGUUUGCUGAGACCAAACUCUUGAUUCUCACAUUCAGUAUGUUGUCUUCUUGAAUAAGGUUGAACGUGAUUCAAUGUAGGAAGUUGAGUUCAUAGGAUGACUUAAUGGCUUGUGGUAUCUUUGCCCACCUGAGCCUGUCACACUUUGUAAUGCAGAUUUUUAUUUUGUUUAUAUGGUCCCUAAAA